Messenger RNA from Parastagonospora nodorum SN15, 336 nucleotides. RefSeq lists its product as hypothetical. The transcript is spliced from 2 exons. The record is from RefSeq and is a predicted model, not a curated record. Lineage: Eukaryota; Fungi; Ascomycota; Dothideomycetes; Pleosporales; Phaeosphaeriaceae. The coding region runs from base 1 to 336 and encodes 111 amino acids.
AUGCCAGGAGAAGUCCAGGUAAAGCGCAAAUCCGAGAUCACAGCACCUGAUGGGCCUCAAACGGAUGGCAUGAUUCGUAUGCCAGCUAUCGUUGACAAGUCGGAUCAGAUUUGCGGGACAGAUACAAUUGUAUACGCUGCUAGCGGUCACGGUGCAAUUGUGAGCGGCCCCAAUGGCUCAAAGCGCCAGGAGCUUGCACCAGGCGACUUUGCGCUGAUUCCAGCCUAUGCCGAGCAUCAGGAAGUCAACGAUAGCGCUGAAGAUGUGGUGUGGAUAAUCACUCGAGGGGGCCGUAACCCUGUUGUUCAUAACUUGGAAGGAUGGGGGAAGUCGUAG